AUGGUGAAGACACAGAAGUACGUGCUUGCUAAGCAUUUCCAAGGUGCACCAAAAGAAAGUGAUUUUAAGCUCGUGGAGGAGGAGCUGAGAAGUAUCGUCAGUGGGGAGAUGCUGUUAAAGACGGAAUUCAUAACAGUGGAUCCUUACAUGAGGGUGAUUGAAAGCCGUCAUGCAGACUAUCCUGUUGACACUGUUGUAGUGAAUCGCAACGGAUGGACUACGUAUAGUAUUUCAAGUGGAAUAAACGUAGAAAUCUUCUCUAGCUCUGCAGGAUCUCCAUUAAGGAAGCUCACAUUUCCACCUGACUUACCACUGUCCUUGGCACUGGGAGUUUUAGGAAUGCCAGGAGGAACUGCAUACUAUGGCUUAUUAGAUUUGUGUAAACCUAAAGCAGGGGAAACUGUAUUUGUAAAUGCAGCAUCGGGUGCAGUUGGUGGAAUAGUUGGACAGAUUGCCAAGAUUAAGGGAUGUACCGUUAUUGGCUGUGCUGGUACGGAUGAUAAAGUUGAAUUACUGAGAGAAUUAGGUUAUGACAAAGUGUUUAACUACCGAACUGAGAACUUGGACGAUGCAUUGACUAGAACCGCUACUAAUGGUAUCGAUUGUUAUUUUGACAAUGUUGGCGGUCCAUUUUCAAGUACAGUGUACAAACAUCUUAAUACAUUCGCCCGUGUGGCUGUUAUUGGGUCAAUAUCACAAUACAAUAAAAUCAAUGCAGACAAAGUAACAUCAAUAGAGACCACCGUAAUAAUGAAAUGCUUGACUAUAAGAGGAUUUAUGUUUCCCCAUUAUGAGCAUAAAGCUUCGCAGGCAUAUGAUGAAAUGUUGGAAUGGAUAACUGAGCACUACUUCAGCGUCAAAUCAGAGCCUCGUGGUGGUGUGAAACUAUCUCCGGUCAGAUCUACGAGGAAAUCCGUGUUGAAGGCGUUCCAGGAGAAUGUCAUCCGUGAAGUCGUCACCUACACGGAGCAUGCCAAGAGAAAGACCGUAACCGCCAUUGAUGUAGUCUACGCACUGAAUCGCCAGGGUCGUACCACGGUAGUAACCGUGGUCGUACAUACAGUUUUGGUGGAUAAAAGUAGAAUUUCAACCCAAACAAAACGGCCCUUUUCAAGGCUACCACAUUCUCCAAAAAGAGAACUACCGUAUUAUAGUAUGUGCGUGUGUGAAGGUGGUCUUUAUCUGGCUUUGGCAAUAAGGUAA
Saccoglossus kowalevskii is the source of this 1203-nucleotide messenger RNA. RefSeq names its product prostaglandin reductase 1-like. Gene Ontology annotation, biological process: prostaglandin metabolic process. The record is from RefSeq and is a predicted model, not a curated record. NCBI's taxonomy places the organism in Eukaryota, Metazoa, Hemichordata, Enteropneusta, Harrimaniidae. Gene Ontology annotation, molecular function: 2-alkenal reductase [NAD(P)H] activity; 15-oxoprostaglandin 13-reductase [NAD(P)+] activity. Gene Ontology annotation, cellular component: cytoplasm.